Anopheles marshallii is the source of this 1341-nucleotide messenger RNA. Its product is annotated as trypsin beta-like. Gene Ontology annotation, molecular function: serine-type endopeptidase activity. The record is from RefSeq and is a predicted model, not a curated record. The coding region runs from base 1 to 1341 and encodes 446 amino acids. NCBI's taxonomy places the organism in Eukaryota, Metazoa, Arthropoda, Insecta, Diptera, Culicidae. The transcript has 6 exons. Gene Ontology annotation, biological process: proteolysis.
AUGAAGGCCUUCAUCCUGCUGUCGCUGUUCGUUGCCGGCGCAUUGGCUGGCGUCGAGGAGAGCCUCUGGCUGUCCAAGCAGGUCCGCAUUGAUGCCGGUUCCCGCGCCGAGUACAAUGGCCGCAUCGUCGGUGGUUCGACCGUCCCGAUCGGCCAGUUCCCGUACCAGCUGUCGCUGCGCCAGAACGGCAACCACAUCUGCGGUGCCUCGGUUAUCUCGGGCAACUGGGCGCUGUCCGCUGCUCACUGCACCUUCCCGAUGCCAAGUGCCAACUCGAUCACUUUCCGCGGUGGAAGCGCUAGCCGUACCGCUGGUGGUGUCAUUUUCCAGGCCGCCCAGAUCAUCAACCACCCGCAGUACAACAGCAACAACUUGAACAACGAUGUGUGCGUCAUCCGUAUCACCACCUCGUUCGUCGGUGCCAACAUUGCCACGAUCCGCCUGGUUGCCAGCGGUACCAACUUCGCUGCCGGUACCAACAGCGUCGUCUCUGGAUGGGGUCUGACCGUUCCCGGCGGAGCGCUGCCAGUUAACCUACACGCCGUCAACAUCCCGGUCGUUGCACAGGCUACCUGCAGCUCGCAAUGGGGAGCUGGACGCAUCACUGCCGCCAUGGUGUGCGCUGGUGUGCAAGGUCGCGACUCCUGCAACGGUGACAGCGGUGGCCCACUGGUCACUGGUGGAGCACAGUUCGGUGUUGUAUCGUGGGGUGCUGUGCAGUGCGGUGGACCACUCCCGGGUGUGUACGCCAACAUUGGUAAUGCCGGUAUCCGCAGCUUCAUCAACCAGCACACCGGACCACAAAUGAAUGAGAUGACUUUGCGAGCGGGGAGUUCCAAUCGGUUGUUCGGUGGAACCAUCUUUAGCAUCGCCCAGAUCAUUAACCAUCCGCGAUUUAGUGAGUACACCAUAGAGUACGAUGUCAGUCUGUUGCAAUCGACAACAGACAUUAUGGGACAAUUCAUUGCACCAGUAGCGUUACCGCCUGCAACUAGCGGUUUCGGUCCAGGAACGGGCGCCAAUGCAACCGGAUGGGGUCUUCAGUCCGUCCCAAACUCGCUUCCAGUGCUGCUGCAGAUUGUCGAAGUGCCCUUGAUUACCAUGGAGCAGUGUCGCAGUAGCUGGCCCACUGAGUGGAUAACGGAGGAUAUGCUUUGUGCUGGCCAACCCGGUCGGGAUACGUGUGGCGGCGAUAGUGGAGGUCCGCUAGUCAUUAACGGCUACCAGAUGGGCAUCGCUUCCUGGGGUGUCUCCGAUUGCUCCGGUAACCUACCGUCGGUGUACGCAAGCAUUGCCCAUCCCACUAUCAGAAGCUUCAUUCAGGAACAUUCGAAUGUUUAG